Molecule: messenger RNA, 1647 nt
Organism: Filobasidium floriforme
Lineage: Eukaryota; Fungi; Basidiomycota; Tremellomycetes; Filobasidiales; Filobasidiaceae
Exons: 1
Coding region: 1-1647 (548 amino acids)
Source: RefSeq, a predicted model, not a curated record
AUGAGCAAGCUCGGCGAUCAGAUUGUUUCGGACGAGCCCGUGGGCAACGGCGUUUCCAGCACCUCCCCAAUCAAGUCGAAAGCAAUUUCGCCUGUAGUAGAACAAGCCACAGUUGAACCAUCUCCUCCUAGCAAGGAUGAGACGGACGACUUCGAACGGCUCCGACCGGUCGGUAGCGAGAAGAGCGCGACAAGACCGACCAAGCUGGAAGACUUGUCUCCGCAUCAACAGAAGAUCCUAGACAAGUUCCGCGACUCGUUGAAGAAGACACUCGGUGACGAGUUGCGCACCACCCUCGACGCUCACAAAGCACGCGAGGAGGCGGUUGAGAUCGACCGAAUAGCGAAACGCGUUGAUAGCAGGGGGCUAGGUGCGGUGCCGCUCCCAGACGGGCUGGACAGCGACCAGGAGAGAAUACUCCGCGAUGCCUUGAUCAAACGGGAACAAGAGGAAAUCGAGGCGAGACAGAAGGAAGAGAGGGAGAGGUUGGAAAAGGGCCUAGCUGAGCUUGAUCUCGCUGCGAAGCAAGCUAAAGCGACAAUGGGAAAAGGGGAAGCCACAAAGGCAGGGAUUGAAACGUGGCUUGACAGCUUGCACGGCGAUGAUGCUUGGAUGUUGGAGGAUCCGAAAGAUCACAUCGCUCCGGGGAGAUCGGGAUCCAUAUCACAGAAAGAACAAAGCCUUCAGCCAGAUGAAUCGAUCGAGGAGCGCGAAAAAAGGCUCGCCCAAGCUGCAAAGCGCCUGGCACGCGAUCUGAAGAUGGUGGAGGGAUUGCGUCAGGCCCGUCUGGAGUUGUCCACUGGACGGCGGAAUUCCGUGUCAGACAGGGACAGGCGACUUUCCCUGUCAGAAGAGUCUGAAGGUAUCGACAGGGUACAUGCCGUUUGGAAAGAUGCCUUGCUCGAGCGAGCGCGUAGCGAAGGGAUCACGUCUUUCGAACAGACCACGGUGCAAACACUUUACCCAACGGACGAAACGGCCUCGUCUGAAAUCACUGAAGCAGAGAUCCGCGCGAAUGUGGGAAAGCCACUCAUGGGCUACCUUGGUAUGGGCCCAAAUUCGGCUGUCGACAGAGCAUUGGGUGAAAAGCCUGUGGAGAUAGAUCAUGCCCCGGAUGGAGCAGUCUACACCGAGCGACUCCAGGUUCCAGUUGAUCAAUACAUCGAUCCUGACAACUUAGCUAGACGGAAAGCUCUGGCCAGUUGGUACGCUAGAGAUAGAUUGGAAAUAUAUCGAAAAUCGAAGGAACUCUCUUCAACCAGACCGCCUGUGAUCUACAACGCCCCCGAGUCCUCUUCUUCGGCAUCGAUCUCUACGCCUUCUUCGCCCGCAAGCUCUCCUGCGAACGGCAGCAGCGUGGGGGUUUCUCCUGCCGGGACACCAGCGUCAUCAGUGGCCGGUUCCCCAACCUCGAUGCAACCUGUUGGCUCAAUGGAACCUACCGUAGCUGGCCCUAAAUCCGGCGAGGCAGAUGGGAAAGACGGCGAUGAUACAGUCAGCUUGGCUGGAUCCGAUGAGGGCGACAAGGGCGACAAGGGCGGCAUUAGCGGAGACGGGAUAGAUGACGGGGCGAGUGAUCUUGAUAUCGGGAACCAGAGCACCAUCAGCGAUACGGACGAUGCUAAGACAGUAGUGACUACGGUUUGA